Messenger RNA from Drosophila melanogaster (fruit fly), 530 nucleotides. It is a transcript of the gene TotC, whose product is annotated as turandot C. Gene Ontology annotation, cellular component: extracellular region. Gene Ontology annotation, biological process: response to bacterium; cellular response to heat; immune system process. The transcript has 2 exons. Bases 45 to 434 code for a protein of 129 amino acids. The record is from RefSeq and is marked reviewed. Lineage: Eukaryota; Metazoa; Arthropoda; Insecta; Diptera; Drosophilidae.
AUCAGUUUGUCUUAAACCAGUGCUCUACUAGGGUUAUUAACAAAAUGAAUGCCUCCAUUUCUCUACUAUGCCUUGCCCUGCUCCUGAUUAGUCCUUUUUGCUUGGGCUAUUCUGACGAGGAAAGGGAAUCUGACAGCCUUAGGGUUGCAGAAAUUAUUCGAACCUCCAACGACGCCGAAUCGAAGAUCAAUCGAACCCAAGAGCUGCUCGAUAUCUUUAGGCGCCUGACUCCCACGUUGUCCCCUGAACAAAGGGAAAAGAUUGAAAGAUCCAUUCAGGAGCAUACUGAUGAAAUUCUAAUCGAUGGAGUUCCGAGUCAGGGGGGGCGAAAGACCAAGUACGUCGGAAAAAUCCUAUCUCCAGUGGCACAAGGCCUUGCAGUUGGAUUCUUUGAAGAACUCGGUGGCAGCCUUUCCAGGCUCUUUACUGGAUAAUCACCAUUCAGGACUAAGGGAUUUUGAGAAACAUUAGAUAAACAUGUUGUAAGCUCAAGUCCAAAUAAAAUAUUCCAGUUUGAGAAGAUGAUUCUU